Euleptes europaea (tarantolino) is the source of this 2129-nucleotide messenger RNA. It is a transcript of the gene IRF2BP2, whose product is annotated as interferon regulatory factor 2 binding protein 2. Lineage: Eukaryota; Metazoa; Chordata; Lepidosauria; Squamata; Sphaerodactylidae. Gene Ontology annotation, cellular component: nucleus. The record is from RefSeq and is a predicted model, not a curated record. The transcript is spliced from 2 exons. Gene Ontology annotation, biological process: regulation of transcription by RNA polymerase II. Bases 5 to 1699 code for a protein of 564 amino acids. Gene Ontology annotation, molecular function: transcription corepressor activity.
GGCCAUGUCGUCGGCCGCCGUGGCCGUGGCGGCCGCCUCCCGCCGGCAGUCGUGCUACUUGUGCGACCUGCCCCGCAUGCCGUGGGCCAUGAUCUGGGACUUCACCGAGCCCGUCUGCCGGGGCUGCGUCAACUACGAAGGGGCCGACCGGGUGGAGUUCGUCAUCGACACGGCCCGCCAGCUCAAGCGGGCGCACAGCUUCCAGGAGGGCCGGGGGCCCCCGCCGCCGCCCCCCCACGCCAAGCAGCCGCAGCAGCCGCCCCCGCCGCUGGGCGCCAAGGAGAUGCACGCGGCCGUCGAGGCGGCCUCCCGAGCCCCGCCGCCGCCGCCGCCGCCCCACGAGCGCUACGCCCCGCCGCCGCGCCUGGGCGCCGAGUACGGCCGGCAGGUGAACGGCCUCCCGGUGCCCAACGGCUUCCCCAAGCCCGACGAGCCCCCCGAGCUCAACCGGCAGAGCCCCAACCCGCGGCGGAGCCACCCCGUGCCCCCCACCCUGGUGCCCCUCCUCAACGGCGCCGCCAUCGGCAUCAACAGCCGCGCCGCCCUGGCCGCCAUCUCCGCAGCCCCGACGCCGCUGCAGGGCUCGGGCGCGCAGGGCCCGCCGCAGCAGCAGCAGCCGCCCCCCGGCGACGCGGGGGGGCACAAGCGGCCCGGCUCGGUCUCGUCGUCUAGCAGCGGCGGCGCCAGCGACCUGGACGGCAAGGACAAGGGCGGCCAGCAGCAGCAGCAGGCGGCGGCGUCGUCGGCGCGGGGCUCGGCCGACGCCCUGGACCAGCUGGGGGCGGAGGGCAAGAGCCGCGGGGCGGCGGCGGCGGGGGGCGCCGAGCAGGACUGGGUCAGCAAGCCCAAGACGGUGCGCGACACCCUGCUGGCCAUGCAGCACGGCGGCCACGCGGCCGGGCCCUACGAGGGCAAGUUCAAGAAGGAGGCCGGCAUGGCGGGCGGCAGGCUGCUGGGCUACGAGAGCAACGGGGCCAUGGCCAAGUCAGGGGCUCGGGCAGCAAGGAAGAGAAAGCCUUCUCCAGAGCCAGAAGGGGAAGCUGGACCUCCUAAAAUCAAUGGCGAGGCGCAACCGUGGUUACCAACCUCAUCGGAAGGGAUGAAAAUAACAAUGGCCGCUGCGUCUUUCAUGAACCCACCUCCGCCCACUGCUUCGCCUCAUUCUAACCGGACCACGCCACCCGAGGCAGUCCAGAACGGCCAGUCCCCUAUGGCGGCGCUCAUUUUAGUCGCAGACAAUGCCGGGGGGAACCAUGCCUCCAAAGAUGCCAACCAGGUUCACUCUACCACAAGGAGGAAUAGCAGUAGUCCGCCCUCUCCGUCUGUGAACCAAAGAAGGCUGGGCCCGAGCAGGGAGGUGUCGAGCCAAGGGGCCAAUGCCGGAGGGAUGGAGCCAGUGCACCCAGCCAGUCUCCCGGACUCUUCUCUGGCCGCCAGCGUCCCUCUGUGUUGCACCCUGUGCCACGAGCGCUUGGAAGACACCCACUUUGUGCAGUGCCCUUCUGUCCCGUCCCACAAGUUUUGCUUCCCUUGCUCCAGACAAAGCAUCAAACAGCAAGGCGCCAGUGGGGAGGUGUAUUGUCCCAGUGGGGAGAAGUGCCCUCUGGUGGGUUCCAAUGUCCCUUGGGCCUUCAUGCAGGGCGAGAUUGCGACCAUUCUUGCGGGUGACGUGAAAGUGAAAAAAGAGAGGGACUCGUGACUUUCCCAGUUUCUCAGAGCAACAUCCCCCCUUUAACUAAAACUGCUUGAAUUGUAUAUAUCUAUAAAUAUCUAUAUAUAUAAAUAUAUAUAUAUAUAUAUAUCUCCAAGACAAGGGAAAUGUAGACUUCAUAAAACAUGGCUGUAUAAUUUUGAUUUCUUUUUUUGUUUUUUUAAAUACAUUGUGUUUCUAUAUUUUUGGAGACAAAAGGUAUGUACUUAUGAAAGCAUUUCCUUUUUUUGUUUUUGUUUUAGCAACUCUUUGUUGUGGUUCCUUGGUGACAGUUACUGUUCAGUGUAGGCUGUGACUUGGGCUGCUUUUUCUACAGAGCACUUAGCAAACAAGAAAUGCUUCUAGCUGUAUUUGUAUGCACUUGUUUCCCCCCUCCCUUUUUUUUAAAUGCCAAAUACAUCUUCUGACAUUGUAACAA